Molecule: messenger RNA, 3387 nt
Organism: Mytilus trossulus (common blue mussel)
Lineage: Eukaryota; Metazoa; Mollusca; Bivalvia; Mytilida; Mytilidae
Product: alpha-L-fucosidase-like
Exons: 8
Coding region: 71-1459 (462 amino acids)
Biological process (GO): fucose metabolic process; glycoside catabolic process
Cellular component (GO): lysosome
Molecular function (GO): alpha-L-fucosidase activity
Source: RefSeq, a predicted model, not a curated record
GAAAAAGAUAUUACAAUAUAAAGGGACUAUUUUUACAUGUGAUAAAUCAUGUGAGCUUUUAAAUUGUAAAAUGGCGAUACACUGGUUGUUGAUAUUUAUAAUUUGUUGCAUAGGAUUGCAUUUAAGUAAUGCAAAAUAUACUCCUGAUUGGGAGUCUUUGGAUUCUAGACCGUUACCAAAAUGGUAUGACGAAACCAAAUUUGGAAUUUUCAUAACAUGGGGUGUAUUUGCUGUUCCAAGUUUCUCCUCUGAAUGGUUUUGGCCACACUGGAAAGCAAAACACCCAAAUCAGGAUAUUGUAAAUUUUAUGAAAAGGAAUUACCGACCUGAUUUUACCUAUGCUGACUUUGCUGCAGAUUUCACAGCAGAAUUCUUCAAUCCAGACGAAUGGGCAGAUAUAUUUAAAGCAUCAGGAGCAGGAUAUGUCGUUUUUACGACUAAACAUGGUGGAGGAUUCCCCAACUGGCCGUCGUCUCAUUCUUUUAAUUGGAAUUCAAAAGCAGUAGGACCUAACAGAGACAUUGUUGGCGAUUUGGCUGAAGCGAUACGAAACAGAACGGAUAUAAAGUUUGGAACAUACUACUGCCUUUCAGAAUGGUUCAAUCCACUUUAUCUUAAAGAUAAGGAGUCGAAUUUUACAACCCAAAAUUUUGUAAAGACAAAAACCAUGCCAGACCUGUAUGAACUUGUACGUAAUUAUAAACCUGACAUUGUAUGGGCUGAUAUGGUUGAUGAUAUGGGACCUUCCUCAUACUGGACUGCUAAAGAAUUCCUUGCUUGGUUGUUCAAUGAAAGUCCAAUGAAGGAUACUGUUGUUACAAAUGACCGAUGGGGCCCAGAUUGUAAAUGCAAACAUGGUAGCUACAAGACAUGUACAGAUAAAUUCAAUCCAGGUGUAUUACAGAAAUUUAAAUGGGAAAAUUGUAUGACAAUAGACAGAAGGUCUUGGGGAUAUCGCAGAAAUUCCAACAUUGAAGACUACCUGAGUGUUCAUGAUAUCAUUUCAACUUUUGCGUCUACAAUCAGUUGUGGUGGUAACAUGCUUAUGAAUGUCGGACCAACAAAGGAAGGGAAAAUCAUGCCAAUAUUUGAAGAAAGACUCCGUCAGUUUGGCCAAUGGUUGAAGGUAAAUGGAGAGGGAGUUUAUGGUACGGUUCCAUGGAGUCAUCAGAAUGAUACAGUAACCAAACAUAUAUGGUAUACUAAACGGAAAAUGGAUAGCAAAGGAACUGUAGUUUAUGUAUUUCUUCUUUCUUGGCCUACAGACACAGUUUUCAAAUUAGGAGCUCCGAUCACAUCACAACAAACAGAAGUCAGCAUGCUCGGUUACCCAGACAAAUUUAUUUGGAAAGCUGGCCCAGGAGGCCAAGGAAUUUAUGUCACUAUACCAAUUAUACCAUGGAACAAAUUACCAUGCGAAUGGGCAUGGGUACUUAAAAUGACUCAUAUAACAAAUUAGACUAUAAGUUGGAUAUGAUUAAUGGUUUGGAUGUGUCUAGUCAUAUCAAUGUAUUUGUGCCAUAAAUAACAGUUGUCAUCAGAGCAUAGUACAGGUCUUUAAAGCAUAACUUUGUUUAAAAUAGAAAUUCGUUUGAGAUAACAUAAAAAUUAUAAACUUUGACCAUUGAAUGGUUAAAUGGAUAACAUAUGAUCUUUUCAAAACAUGACGUUGUUUAUAUUUUUAUUAUGUUUCUUUGUGGAACUUUUUAUAGUUUUUGUGGAACUCUGAUAGUUUUUACCUUCCCAAUAUUUCUUCCAUUCAUUCUUUUUCGUGCACUUUGUAAAAUACUUGUUAACAAUUUAUAUUUGCUGAAUUGUCGUAUUUGAAUCUCAGUUUAUAUCUUUUCAUGUAAACCGUCCAUGUGGUAUUUAUCUACGUUAUAAGUUCAUAAAUAUUUGUCAGUACAUUAUCCAAAUGUAUUAGUUACUUAAUUUCAUAAAAAAAGGGGACGUUGUAAUUUUCUGGCUAUGGGUAAACCAUCCGAUCAGGUUAUCAAAAAAUGAAUAGUUUUUAUAUAUAUAAAAAAAAAAGGAGUGUCUCCAUAUCUCGACAAUACUGAUUUUAAAUUAUCCAACCUUUUAUAAAAAAAAAAAACUAGCAGAAAAGAGUACAAUUUCCAAGGUUGAAUUGAUUAAAAAAAUUACUUGAGCGUCGGAAACGGAGACUUUUUUUUGGUAUUUGUUCUUGAAAUUAUAAUUUGUCUUAUUUUGUUUGUAUAUUUUUUGUCGUGUCUGUGACCUUUGUAUAGUGUUCUGACAAUGUCGGUUAGCAGAUUAACAUUUUCUUUAUCAAUAUUUCUUUAAUCUGUUUUUAUAUUUACUGUCUCUUUGUAUUAACAUUUUUAACAUUUGCAUUAAUAUUUCUUAUUUUUCUUGGUCAUUGAUAUAUUAUAUAUCGUUUCUGUGUGUGGAACAUGUUUAAUAAUCUAGUGUGUUUCUGUUGUGUCGUAGUUCUCUUUUAUUUGAUGCGUUUCCUUCAGUUUUAGUUUGUUACUCGGAUUUGCCUUUUUCUAUCGAUUUAUGAAUUUCGAACCGUUGCCUCUGUCUAGCAAUAUGCAGUUUGCUAUUUAUAUACGUAUACUGAAUAAUUAGUAAUUUGCAGUUUACUAUCCAUAUACUGCAUAGUUUUUGUAUUGUGAUCUUUUUUUACUACACUAUGCAAUAGUUUAUAAAUAUUUGGUAUAUGGAAUUAUUUUAUGAUGUACAUGCCAGUCUCGCAGAUUUUAUUUAACCUUGACCUCAUUUUCACUGUUCGUUUAACAGCGUUAUUAUUUGAGUUUUGGUCUGUUUUGCCUUAAAUUUUAAACAAUAGUCAACAAAAUUUGUUGUAUGGAAGGAUUGUAAGGUGUAUAGUUCUGUCCGGCAGGUAUCAUCUGCUCUUCAGCUCUUUUUUCAUGGUUCAUUGAUUAAUGUAAUUUUUUAAUGGUUAAGUUUUUUUUCGUAGAUACGAUAAGCAAUAGGUCAAACAUAUGUAAUGUUAAGAUCGAUUGUAAGGUGUAAAUGUCCAUCUGGUAUGAAUGAUAUGGUUCAUCUGACCUUGGUCCCAUUUUCAUGGUUCAUGCAUUGGUUAAUGAUUACUUUUCCUGGACAAGUCUGUUUCUUAGAAACUACUAGAACACACCCGUGGUAUCGCAGGUCCGUGACUGAAUUAAAGUAUAUAACUAUGCGUAAGCCUUAUUUUAGUUUAAGUUUUUUUAUCUGAUGAAGUUAUGCCGAUUAUACGAUACACAGUUUUCUCUACUUUCAAAUCUUUCUGUUUGAACCCGUCGAACUGGAACUUAUCAAUUAUUGGUUAUAUUAAUUAUUUGAAAAACAAAAGGUCCUGGAAUGGAGUAUUUUUAAUCAACGGCAUUGUCAAAUAUUAGUCCUAAAUAAAGUUGAAUUCUU